Molecule: messenger RNA, 2293 nt
Organism: Perkinsus marinus ATCC 50983
Lineage: Eukaryota; Perkinsozoa; Perkinsida; Perkinsidae
Exons: 19
Coding region: 159-2246 (695 amino acids)
Source: RefSeq, a predicted model, not a curated record
ACCCCGUGAUACUCAAGGUCAUAUCUUCUUGUAUUAUUGAGGAGGGCAGUGGCGAUCAGCUCAGCUACUUUGAGAUAGUCACUAUAAAGCGAGGGGGCCGGUCGAAGCUGUGCUAUCUGUGCCUUGGGCGACAUGCUUUGUAUCUUCUACGCAUCAACAUGAGAGGAAUCAUCAGCAACGGAGCGAUCGAGUAUGAUAGUAUAGACAAGGUGGUGAUCGAUCCAAGCAACAACUCAUCACUCCUGUUGAUCUUGGCAGGGGCAACUCUGUGGAAGGAUAAUCGGGUGCCAUUAGAAUCGGAGGGCCGACACAGUCUGCUGGCUCGUCUGGUCAUCGCUUGGCAAGCUCAUUAUAUGUGGAAGACCAGCACGUUGAAGUAUCUCCCUAUAGUGGAGUACCCUCUUGACCCGUUGCAGACAGUUGGUCAGCAGACUCCGCCAUCUGCAUUGGUUCAACCCUUCAGAGGAUUCAUCAGGAAGGUCAUCGGAGACUAUUCCGUCUUUCUGAGAGAGGAGUUUCGAGAUCAGCCUUUGAUAGAUCGAUACAAUGGAGCAGCCAGGGAAUAUUGCUUCGUGGAUGACAGGGAGAUUGAGUGCAUCAUCCGUAUUGAAGACGCCAGUCCAUCUGCUAUCACUGCGGAUGAGAUACACUUGAAAUUCCUAGCAGCCCAGGAGAGGCUCAACACUAUUGAUCGCUCGGAGGCGUGGUUCAACGUCAUUCGGGAUGGAGCCUAUGUGAAGCAUAUGAACUUGAACGACGACUUGGCAUCCUGGUGCGGUUGGGAGUUCCUCGUCAAGACGAUGACCCGGGCCACGGCUUGUGUGUUGUUACGACGGAAGUAUAUACCUCCUCUGAUGGAUCAUAGUCAGGACAUUAUAGUGACGGUAAAUUGUCCGUUGAAAAUGAUGGGAAAAGGCAGGUUCACUGAUGAGGACCUCGCAACGGAGUGCUAUAUAAUAGCUGACUCUGUCACUUCUAUGAACGACAAGUCUACAGUAUACUGCGAUCUGUUACAAGCCAAAAUAGAUGCGCUCAUGUUCCCCUCGGAGGCUUACAAAUGGUUGGAAGCUCGACUGGACGUUCGACCGAGUUUUGCACUACUCAUUGAGGAGGGCGCGUUGAUGUGGCUGGUCGGUGUCGAGGAAAUACCUUCUGGAACCUCGACAAGUGAAGCGUUACUGUCGACGGUUUCCCACCCCUCAAUGGCAAAGGUUCUCGCCAAUUCGAUAGGACAUCCAGACGCGACACACAGUUUGAAAAUGUGCAUCUGCAAGAUGAUAUCCAGCAUGCCCUCGAAAGUGGAUGGAAAAGUGAUUACCAGCUCUGGGUCGACUUCGCCGGGAUCGACUGUAGAGAGACCAGAAGCUGGCGACAAGCCAUUGAAGUUACUCACUACUGUUCUAGUCGAGCUCCUUCGGAAGGAGAAAUGUGCCUGCCUUAUGGCAGAGGUAUCGUCUGCCUUGAUUGGCAUCAUGUCUGUUGAUAAUUCGAUGGGAGAGUCUUUGGCGGAUGCUGGAGUGGUGAAGCUAGCGGCAAGUCUUCUCGUAGUCAAGGAUGACCGUCUAGUGUUGGCCAUCCUAAGGCUCCUGGUGUGCAUGGUGGACAUGUCACCACAAGCGAAGCCUCCCUGCAUAUCGUACGAUAUUCCUCAUGAAACAGCAGAGAUCAUAAGGACCAAUUGUGAUACCACGAGCAAGUAUGCAGUGGUUGGGUAUGCGUGCCGGCUUCUAGCGGGGCUCUGUGCUGACGAGGCAACUCGAUCGAAAUUGAUUGCAAGGUCGCCCUGCAUCAUAGAUCACGUUCUACGAGCAUUCCGCAACGCUCCGCCCCGAAGCCCUGCUCAAGCAAUGUGCCUCCGGGCGCUCGAUCGGCUCGGUCGAGGACUCGCGGGAGAGAAGUUGGUCAGCGUUCGCGACGCUGUGACUGGAACUCUCAUAAGAGAUCUUGGAGGACUCUUCACCAGUCUCAUUACUGCCACCGAUUCUGGAUCUGCUCCCAUCUGCAGAGACAUCAAUGAAUACAUCCUAAGCUCUCUAUCACUUUUUGAGAUGCUGGUUGGAGAGGCCAUGGAGGCUAACUGUGCCUUUUUCAAGGAGAAAGGCUUGCUUCAUGUUCUGUCGUCGAUGCGGUCGAGAUUGCCGGAGGAAUCGACUGAUUUGCGAAGUAAAAUCGCAGCAUUGGACGAGCGUAUCAAAGAAGGCGCUUCUGAAGGCCUUGCAGCCUCUGGCCUCUUGAUGGACGCCUGAGCGCUUCAGUUCUCACAUUUCUGUGCUACAUUGUCGUCGACUGAAUC